UAAAUUCUUCCGUUUCGUGACCACCAAAAAGGGUGGGCACCAAAAUGGCAUGAAAAUUAUGAAAUAAAUUUAUUAUGACUAUCGUUGCUUUUCACAAGCGUAUUUCUUGUACGUUAAUUCGUAAAUAAAUUUAAAAGGGAUAAAAAUUAUAUCUGUAACCGCGUACAAAUAGAGCCAAUCAGUAACGCCGUACAUCCUUUACUGCGCAAUAUGUGAUCAAUAUUGACCAAUCACUGACGACCGUAGUCUUUAUUGUGGUUAUGCAGUGCACAACAUGGCAUCCUCCACGGAUGAGGUGUGCACUCCGGUAGACGGAGGUAAAUUGUGUUUUAUGUGCAUUUUCCCUGCGAAUAAAUCCACUGUAGUACCAUUUUCUGAUAAAACAUGGUCACGUUUUUCACAAUUUGUCAACAAAUGGAAGGAUUUAGAAGGGGACCAGACAGAAAUAGCAAGACGGAUGGAGAGGGUGGCAAACAAUAUGAAAAAGAGAGAGCAACUUGGGGCUAGUAGUGCCAUCUACAAGAGGAGUUUGCAGCCGAAUCCAGUGAUACCCCCACCUGAUGGCCAUGGGUGGAAGAUGGACAGUAGCGGGGAGCUUGUCAUCGACUGGAUGAACCUUCCGUCUGCUCCAGAGAGUGUGAUGGAGCUAGCUAAUUGUACAGCCAGCUGUAAGAGAAGUGGUUGCAAUGACGUCAACAUAUGUAGCUGCUUAGAAAACGCUAUCCCAUAUACAGAUUUGUGCAAGUGUGCUAGGAUGAACUGCUCCAACGUUGGUGGUCAACAUCAGUCUGCGAAAUUAACCACUGGCUGUAAAUUUUCCGUGGGGCCAAUGAAACUGUUAGAUGAACAAGCCCGAUGUGCCAGUCGAAAAAAAUGGAGUAAAUGGUCUAUUAAUGAUAUUUCAUCUUCUUUAUGUGAUGAUCAGUCUGAGAAUUAAC
Messenger RNA from Priapulus caudatus, 938 nucleotides. RefSeq lists its product as uncharacterized. Bases 275 to 937 code for a protein of 220 amino acids. The record is from RefSeq and is a predicted model, not a curated record. The transcript is spliced from 3 exons. Lineage: Eukaryota; Metazoa; Priapulida; Priapulimorpha; Priapulimorphida; Priapulidae.